This is a messenger RNA of Penaeus vannamei (Pacific white shrimp), 2148 nucleotides long. The record is from RefSeq and is a predicted model, not a curated record. Lineage: Eukaryota; Metazoa; Arthropoda; Malacostraca; Decapoda; Penaeidae.
ACGUAAAGUAUUUGUCUUGCAGGUGGUGGUAGUCACAAUGGUGAGGGUGGAGGAGGUGGAGGCAUAGAUGGCGGUGGAGGAGGCAGUGACGGAGCAGAUGAGGAAGAGCUCGGUGCUUUCUGGGAGCUCCUGGACGGGGAGAUCCGCCCGAUCAAGCCCAUUCCUUCAUACCCUGAGUCGCAGGUCAUCUUUGCGGAACACAAAGAGAUGGCACGCAAAUAUUUAGUCCUGCAGCAAGAAAUAUUCAACUUGCGGAAGAACAAGAUUGCCCUGCAAGAGAAACUGUCACAGGCCGAGAAGCUGGAGCAGCUUGGCAACCAGCGUUACCAAGACAACAUAAGAGAACUGGAAAAUAAAAGGGAGAACUUACGGCACACUCACAGUAGACUGAGACAACAGCUGGAGCAGAUUCUAGCCAGACAGCAAGAACAGCAACAGCGGGAGCAGCAGCAGCAGGAGGACGGAAGGGGAGGUGGCUUGGGAUCAAACCUCUCCCUGACCCCCCUCUGAGGACAGGUGCAUGCUCUCCCCCUCUCCAAGCACCAGGGCUGUGAUUUGUAAGACAGUCAGGGACUCUUUUAUAGUGUGGACAAGCUGUUCUUCCUUAGUUUCUCAUGCCACAACCAUAUCAAGUGAAAUGGAAACACAGAAGGAGAAUAAGGCAAAGAAGAAGAAAAGAGAAAGUUGAUUGGAUUAAUGUAUCGUUAUUGGAUCAGAGGCUUUAUUACUUUUUCAGUUUUAAAGGGUUCAGAUGUAUAGAAAGGCAAGCUUUUACUUGAUGGGUUUUGUAUUUUAGAAAAAGUGGAAAAAAAAUUGUGGAUGGGUGACCAUCAGGGCUACAAGUUUCAGCAGCCGUAAAAGUUGGUAAUAACUUUCCUUUUCUUCCCCACUUAUAUGUUUCUUCCUUAACAGGUACUGAGUUGAUACUAUGGACACUUAUUCUAGACUGUAGGUAUCAGAUAAAACACAUUGUCAAUUUAUUUAGAACCAAAUUUUAGUCUUUUAAGUUGUAAUUUUGGUCACUUAUUUAAUGUUCAUUUUAGAAUCACCUGAUAUGACUUAUUUAUUGAUGUAUAAUAUUUUGGAAUUGUUUUUAGCAAUUCUAAAAAGUAUGCAUUUUUAGGCUAGAUUGUUUUUUAAUGGCAGAAGAUCGCAUCACAAGAGAUGUUGUGACGCACUCUUGUUCAUUUUCGAGUUUGAUCCUUCGAAUUAAAUUUUCUUGCAUUAACUCGGUUAUGAAAAGAAAAUAUGGAGGAUGUAAUUACUUGGCACUGGUGAGGAGAAAAAUCUUCAUUUUUAUCGUAUGAAUAUCUGUAACUUAUUUUAUUGAGGUUUUAUAUGAAGCAGGAAUAUAUUCUGUGAUAAAGAAGGUAAUACAAAAGACAUUUUAACAACGAUAUGUAUGGAUGUUCUGCAUUUUUUAUUUUAUUAUGUGCUAUGAGUGAAAAGGAGCUUUUUAAAGACUAGGCAGACUAUAAUCGAGAAUUGUAGGGAAUUGGAUAGGGAUUUUGUGCAUUAAAUUUGAUAUUAUUAUUAUUAUUUUUACAGUUAUCAUCAUUAUUUUCAAUAUAUUAUUUUUUUAUUACAAUUAUUUUUACUGCCUCUAGUAUUAGUGGGGUAUUAUCACUCCUAAUUCUGAUAUUUCUUGAUGUUGUCAUAAGCAUUUGUAUCAUUUUAUGUAAUAAAGAAUAAAUUUUUAGAAAAGCAGAACAUAUCCAGCAAUGGAGCAUAUCAUGGAUGUCGCUAAAUAGCACAAGUUCCAAGUACCAGACCAUCAGAAAGAUGCAGAAAGCACUGUAAGAAAAAUAAGUAUAUUUAUUUAUGAUUUGUUGUGAAUUAGCCAGUAGGCAUUAGUUGUCUGAAAGAUCCCGAGGAAGCCAUGAAGUGUGACUGGUGAGGGAGGUUCAGUUAGUGCUGCCGUAAAGUGUAAAAGCAGCAAGUGUGUAUGUGCCUUUGAAUGUGUUCAUCUUCAUUAUAUAAUCUCUUGAAAGUAGCUUAGAGGGAGAGGACUUCACUUCUAAGCUGCUCUACAGAUGUUUUAGAAGUGAUAGUGUACUUGUCAGCUUUGAAGUGUUUUGAUCUUUUUAUUGUAAUAUAUGUAAAUAUAGAUAUGUAUUUUAUAUGACUAUUGAAAGAAAGAUAUUUACU